Messenger RNA from Rhizoctonia solani, 732 nucleotides. RefSeq names its product RTA1-like protein. The transcript has 8 exons. The record is from RefSeq and is a predicted model, not a curated record. Gene Ontology annotation, cellular component: fungal-type vacuole; plasma membrane. NCBI's taxonomy places the organism in Eukaryota, Fungi, Basidiomycota, Agaricomycetes, Cantharellales, Ceratobasidiaceae. The coding region runs from base 1 to 732 and encodes 243 amino acids.
AUGGUGACUAUCAUCACCGGUGCGCUUGGGUACGCUUUUGGGUUGUUCUUACGCAUUCGAUAUACCCAGGAGCCAGCCAACGCAGCAGUUUAUAACGCAAUGGAUUUAUUUUUACUUUUAUCACCUUGUGGAUUUAUUGCGGGUCUUUUCAUGAUGCUUGUUCCAAUUGCCACUUAUCUCGAGGCUCAAGAAUUCCUGCUUAUUAAACCUAACCUUCUGACUAAGAUCUUCUUGGUAGCUGAGUUCACUGCCUUCUUAGUUCAGGGUACCGGAAGUGCAAUGAGUAUUGCCUUCGAUAUCGAUAUUAGGAUUCUUGGAGCUAAGAUCCUUCUGGGUGGAUUGGUCCUCCAAACAAUUUCUUUAACCGCGUACAUGAAUAUUUUUGGACUGUUUGUCUUUCGUCUACGCAAGUAUCGUAAAGGAGAAUGGGGGAGUCGACCAAAUGGGUUUUUGAAGCAUUGGCUCGUGCUUUUAGUAGUUAUUGGGGUCAGUAUUCAGAAUCUGAGCAUACGAGGCGGAUACCGGAUGCUUGUGGCUAUGCAAGGACCUAAUGGAUCGUUGUCGAGUUCGGAGCAGUUCUUCUAUACUGCCGAAUGCGCGACACUAUGGGGUUCCAUUAGUGUCUUCUUAACAGUUUGGCCACCACGGUACUUGGCUAUGCCUAGGUCGGGGUCAGUCCUCGCGGAAGAUACAGAAGUACAAUCUGUAACUUCGUUCUACUCCAAGUCUUGA